AUGUUUGGAAAACCAAAAGCAUACGAUCCUACCAAACUUGAGAUUCAAUUUCGUGUCAUGAACGCAGAACUCAUCACCGCAAAAAAGAAACAACAACAAAUUGUUGAUGUUAAUCAAAGAGGAAUUAAAAACGAUGUCUUUUCUAAAAACAAACAAGGAAUAUAUGAUAAAGCAUACAAAAUUUCUGAUGCAAAGGCAUACAUGAACUCAUGCGAUAUGAUUCUCGAUGCAAUCAAAAAUAUCAAAGAAAACAAAAACGAAGCAGUAGCAUCCCGCAGCGGUCCAUCCCCAUCUACAGAAGAUUCCUUUAGGAUUAUUUGCUGCUCAGCUAACAUUCUUAAGCUUGAUUCCUUUAAGAAAUUUGUGACGGCAGUUUCAAAGGAAAUGUUCGAUAAGAAGGUUGCUCCUGACUUACUUGAUGUAAAGAAGUGUGAUGAUCGUGUUAUUACAGGACUUUCAGGUGGAUCACAUGAUGAUGGAGAAAUUAAAGCUGUUAUUCGUGAAGCAGCUGAAGCAUUUUCAACAGUAGAUGCUGCUGAAAAGGUUCUCGGCUUUAGGCUCUCUGAUGAUGCACCAGAACCAGCUCCAACUCCAAAACAAGCUCCAAAGCCUACAAACAACUAUGCUCCUCAAACAAACUUCCAUACAGCUGAUAUUUCCCUUCAAUACCCAUCUGCUCCUAACGGAACUGGUCAAUUGACAACAUCUCUUCCAGAACAAGUUUGUCAGCAUCCAAAUCUCUUUGUUUGUGAAGAUUUGGAGCCAGUAGACCGUUCAAUGUGGGAUGCAAUCUUGGCAGAAGUCAAAGAAGCUAUUGCUUAA
This is a messenger RNA of Trichomonas vaginalis G3, 822 nucleotides long. RefSeq lists its product as uncharacterized. Bases 1 to 822 code for a protein of 273 amino acids. NCBI's taxonomy places the organism in Eukaryota, Parabasalia, Trichomonadida, Trichomonadidae. The record is from RefSeq and is a predicted model, not a curated record. The transcript has a single exon.